This is a messenger RNA of Penicillium macrosclerotiorum, 354 nucleotides long. RefSeq names its product putative tubulin-specific chaperone Rbl2. Gene Ontology annotation, cellular component: cytosol; microtubule cytoskeleton. Gene Ontology annotation, molecular function: beta-tubulin binding. The record is from RefSeq and is a predicted model, not a curated record. NCBI's taxonomy places the organism in Eukaryota, Fungi, Ascomycota, Eurotiomycetes, Eurotiales, Aspergillaceae. The transcript has 3 exons. Gene Ontology annotation, biological process: tubulin complex assembly; post-chaperonin tubulin folding pathway. The coding region runs from base 1 to 354 and encodes 117 amino acids.
AUGCCUCCCCGUUCGCAGCUUGAGAUUCAAACAUCCUCGGUCAUUCGCCUCGCGAAGGAGGCGGAAUCCUACCACCGCGAAUUACUGGAGCAGGAGGCACGGAUUGAGAAGCUCAAGACUAGCCCGAGUGAUGAUGAGAACCAUGAGUAUCUUUUGAAACAGGAGGCGGGAGCCCUCGAGGAGACCAAGAAGGUCCUGCCUACAUUGAAGAAGAAAAUCAUUGAUACUGUCGCCGUGCUGCAGACUUUGAUUGAGGAGGAGGGCCAAAAGGGUGCAGAAAGCAAUGUCGCGCACAUCACAGCCGCAAAGGAGGCCAUUGCGCAGUCGAAGGUUGCAGAGCGUGAAGUUUCCUGA